Stylophora pistillata is the source of this 1796-nucleotide messenger RNA. RefSeq lists its product as uncharacterized. Lineage: Eukaryota; Metazoa; Cnidaria; Anthozoa; Scleractinia; Pocilloporidae. The record is from RefSeq and is a predicted model, not a curated record.
GAGGGGACUGGUUAUGAAGCUCGGCGAAGAACAAAGGAGAGAACAAAGGCGCCUGAGUUUAUGUUGCUUUAGCCCGUCACGUGACAUUGACCGUGCACAUUCCAAAACAACAUGGCGGACGUGAACGAUCUCUUUUUAUUCGGAGACGAUUUCGAUGCCAUUAUUGAUAUACUAGAGGCUGAAGAAGUUGUGCAAGAGCAAUUUAGUGAAGCAGUAAAUGAGGUCCAAAACAGCCGACUAAUCUGCGACCUUUGCAAGAAAACGUACAAGAGCAAGGGAGGUCUGAAAAGGCACACAUCCCUAAAGCACCAAGAAGACUCUGCGAGACAGGAUGAAGAAAAAAGCGAGACUUUUACGGCUGAAAUCUUGGCAAAUAUGGUCGACGAAGUGAAGCUCAAACUCGCUGAUAACAAGGUUUUCCCAAAAGGCUUAAGGGACGAGCUUAGAUCGUAUGUUUUUGUAAAACUUGGGGAACAAACAUUGGAAUUCUGUGAACUCCGAAAGACUUAUGAAGGUUUAGUUAAAAAUGGAGAUGCUGAAAAGUUCUACACAAAGUUCUACUCAGCUGUGCCACUGAAUGCCAUGAAGUAUUUCGAGGGAUUGUCACGAAAUGCAGCUACACUGCUAUCUACCAAAGUUGCUGAUCGUAUGUUAUCAUACAGUAAAGAGAAGGCUGCUACGAGUACUCCUAAUUUAGAAGCUACAAAUGUUCCAUUAUUAGAGCAAGAAAUGGCUGGGCUGCAAUACCUUGGAGGUUAUGUGCUUCAUAAGUUACAUAACAAGCAUGUCAAUUCAAAGAUCUCUAAAUCAGCAGAAAGUGAACAAGCGAUUUCUUUACUGAAGGCUGGGAAAUGUAAAGAUGAGGCUGAAAAUGUUAAAGACACUCAGAAACUCAUUAACUGUUUGAAUCGUGGGGGUUUGUGGAGUAUCACAAAAAGUGCUCAAACAAUAUUUUUAAGAACAGAAAACUAUUUUAGGGCUGCCACAGCAAAGUCUGGCUUACAGAGUAUUGACAUCAACAGUAUCAUAAUGAAGUCUAUUAAUGAUGUUGCAACAGUUUCAGCAUACAACACAUUGGUGUCUGAUUCUGAACUGGUCAUCUGUAAGAAUGUUGGCAAGGACGUAUUACAAAAUAUUGUUAGCUUAUUUGUGAGAGUACGUUCCUUUUCUUUUGCCAAAGAUGUGAUACAGAAACAUAAAAUGAAAGCAAAGCAAGUUAAGGCUAAAGCACUUCGCAAGGAAAUCACGAGAGCCAGUAACGAUUGUGGAAAAGAAAGACAACCUUAGAUCAGUUUUAAAAUUUUUGAAUAAUAUUGAAUUGUUAAAGUUGCUGUUAUCUUACACGGCAUGUGUUGAAUGUAAAUACCCUAUCAUGAUGUAUAACAUAGUCAAUAACUAUGGACUGAUCAAGCACCAAAAUAAUUUAAUAUGACAAACACAGGUUUCAAGCUUUGGAUAUUUUAUUCUGAAUCUUCAAUAAUAUAUAUAUAUAUUUAACAGUUAUUACUGCUACCAUAUAAUGCAACUGGCAUGCUUGUUUCUUUAACAAUUACAAAGAGGCAUUGACCAUUCAAGUUAAACAAACCACUGAAUACUGCAAAUUAAGACUGAAUGCUAAUGCAAGUAUGAAAAUGCAAUAUUUUUGAGGCAAAAUUAUUGUUUCAGGCUUAAUAAUAUACCUGCAAAAAUGUCUGCAUGCUAAUUGGCUUAGAGCAUGUCAAAUAAUCCCAAACAGUGCAGAAAGUUGAAAUUGAGUGCAGAAAGUUGAAAUUAAAUUUUUGUAUGUAUAUUAUUAA